Messenger RNA from Cyclopterus lumpus (lumpfish), 877 nucleotides. RefSeq lists its product as uncharacterized. The record is from RefSeq and is a predicted model, not a curated record. NCBI's taxonomy places the organism in Eukaryota, Metazoa, Chordata, Actinopteri, Perciformes, Cyclopteridae. The transcript is spliced from 5 exons. The coding region runs from base 55 to 810 and encodes 251 amino acids.
ACCGAGGGAAUCGGAGUGAGAGCCGAGAGCGGCCCGAACGCGGCGGGGUCCGUCAUGAGGAGGUUCUUCCGAGCGCACAGGGACGAGGACUACAGUCAGAUCCAGUAUCUGACGGCCAAGUGCACCCGGCUGGCUCACGACAAAGCGGUGCUGGACAGGGAGUCCCUGGUGGCCAGAGACCGGGACAGGAAGCUGCGGAGCGACCUGGAGGCCGCCGCCGCUCGACUGCGCCGCCAGGAGCAGAUGAACGUGGAGCUCAGGGCGAGAGAGGAGCAUCUCAUCGGCAAGAUCCACCGGCAGCAGCACCUGGUGGACCUGCUGCAGCAGCGCGUGGUCCUGCUGGCGGAGGCGAGCUCCCGCGACGGCGAGCUGCUGCGGCAGGUCGGCUCGGAGCUGCUGUGCCUGCAGAGCUCCGAGGUGCAGAUGGAGGGCCUGGUGGAGGAGCUGCACGCCGAGGCCCAGCACAGGGCCGCGGUGGCGGUGGGCCUCCAGACGGAGCUGCGCGUCGAGGCCCACCGCAGAGCCGCGCUGACGGGGGGCCUGCAGGCGGAGCUGCUCAGGAAGACAGCCGAGCUGGAGGAGCUGCAAGGCACCAACAGAACGCUGACGGAGAAGAUGGAGGAUUUACGCUCCGCUCAUCAGAAGGAGGUGAGGGAGCUGCAGCAGGACAACGAGGGCAGUCUGAGGAAGCUGCAGGGGACCGCGGAGCAGUUUGAGUGGCUCUGUCAGCAGCAGCGCCACUGGAUGUGUUGCAUCAAGAGGUGGGUGCCGGUCUCCCUGCAUCCCAUAAUAAGCAAACAUCCAUAUUAACGCAGCAACAAUAGAUAAACAAGCCGUAUACUGUCUCUUUUCUCUGGCUUUUCAAGCCAAAAGGUCA